GUGAGCGUCAGCAUUAGUCGCCAGGCAGCCAGGGCUCCUUGGGCGAUCGCCCCGGGUGGAGGAGAGGAGUUUCCGGGGCUCGGGUCCCGGUCGCUUUCCAGGGGAACUAGCGCGGAAGCAAGUGGGCGGCGAGAGGCGGAGCGAGGGACGCGGGGGGCGUGGACACAGCCGGCUUUGGAAAGGCCCCAAGUUAAUGAGGCGUGCGCCGGCUGCCGAGCGCCUCUCGGUGCUGGGCUUUUCCCCGCGGUGCGGGCGCCAGGAGCCGCCUUUUCCGCUGGGUGUCACUCGGGGGUGGGGAAGAUGGCCCAUUCAAAAGCGCCGCGAGGGGGCCAAGCCAGUGCCCUUCAGUGAGCGCUCGCAAGAGGACGGCAGAGGCCCGGCGGCUCGCAGCUUCGGGACCUUGUGGCGCAUCAGGACGCGGCUGUCCCUCUGCCGGGACCCAGAGCCGCCGCCGCCGCCGCUGUGCCUCCUGCGUGUUAGCUUCCUCUGCGCGCUCCGGGCAGGCGGCCGUGGGAGCCGCUGGGGUGAGGACGGCGCGCGGCUGCUGCUGCUGCCCCCCGCCCGAGCGGCUGGAAGCGGAGAGGCCGAGCCUAGCGGCGGCACCGCUUAUGCUGGCAGGAUGCUGGAGAGCAGCGGCUGCAAGGCUCUGAAGGAGGGCGUGCUGGAGAAGCGCAGCGACGGGUUGUUGCAGCUCUGGAAGAAGAAGUGCUGCAUUCUCACCGAGGAGGGGCUGCUGCUCAUCCCGCCCAAGCAGCUGCAGCAGCAGCAGCACCAGCAGCAGCAACAGCAGCAGCAACAGCAGCAGCAGCAGCAACAGUCCGGGCAAGGGCCGGCGGCGGAGCCGUCCCAACCCAGCGGCCCCGCUGUCACCGCCCUCGAGCCGCCGGUCAAGCUCAAGGAAUUGCACUUCUCCAACAUGAAGACGGUGGACUGUGUAGAGCGCAAGGGCAAGUACAUGUACUUCACUGUGGUGAUGGCAGAGGGCAAGGAGAUCGACUUUCGGUGCCCUCAAGACCAGGGCUGGAACGCGGAGAUCACGCUGCAGAUGGUGCAGUACAAGAAUCGUCAGGCUAUCCUGGCGGUCAAGUCCACGCGGCAAAAGCAGCAGCACCUGGUCCAGCAGCAGCCCCCACUGGAGCAGCAGCCGCAGCUCCAGCCCCAGCCCCAGCCCCAACCCCAGCCCCAAACCCAACCCCAACCCCAGCCUCAGCCUCAGCCCCAGUCACAGCCCCAGCCACAGCCCCAACCUAAGCCUCAGCCCCAGCAGCCCCACCCGUAUCCGCAUCCACAUCCACAUCCGCACGCUCAUCCGCAUCCGCACCCGCACCCGCACCCGCAUCCGCGCCAAGUACCGCACCCGCACCCACAGCCGCACUCGCAGCCGCACGGACACCGGCUUCUCCGCAGCACGUCCAACUCCGCCUGAAGGGGGCAGCUCCCGGGCCAGACAAGGUUUUGAGGACUUGAGGAAGUGGGACGAACACAUUUCUAUUGUCUUCACUUGGAUCAAAAGCAAAACGGUCUCCCCGCCCCGCACCAGAUCAAGUAGUUUGGACAUUACCCUACUGAAAACUUGCGAUUCUUCUUAGUUUUCUGCGAUGCAGGAAACGAUUUCAAGUCAAGAAGACUUUAUUUAUGAACCUUUCAAAGGAUCUUCUAGCACGGUGAAUUUUAUAGGAGGGAUGAUGUACUGUAAUUUUAUUUUAAUGUAUUUUGAUUUAUGGUUAUUUAUUAGUUUUUUUAAAUGCUUGUUCUAAGACAUUUCUGAAUGUAGGCCAUUUGUCAAAAAGGAAACAUUAUUUUCAAAAACCUAUUCCAUAGUAAGUCCUAAUCUCGGAAAAUAAAAAAGGGCGGUGGAGGGAAAAAUAUUAAGAAUCUAUUCAUUAUUCCUAUUUUCAGAAGGUCUGACAUUUUUCAUUGUUAUGCCAGGUGGUUGAAAUUAAACUCUGAUACUACUUUUUUUGAGUUUUUUUUUUUUUUCUUUUUCCAUAGACAUAGAGUUUGUAUGGAAGUUUUAAAAAGCUAAAAGUUCAAAAUGGUGUAAUUAUGAAAAUCUAAUGCUCGAGAUAGUUUCUAAAAGGAAAUCAGUGAGGAUACCUGAUUUCAAAAUAUUUAAAACAUAACCUAACUGAUGGUAGGAUGAUUAUAUCUCGAAUAUGUGGUAGGGUCACAUCUACUAUAGGAAAACCUAGCUUAUAUCAUCUGUGUGUAAAGGGCUUAAUAAGGAGAUGAGGACUUUUGACUGAUUUAUGAGUAUAAGUACGUUUGCUGUUUUAUUUCAAAAGUGUUGUGGAGGAAAAGAGUAGAUUUAACUUGUGUAAGAGAAUAUUUGUGCUCCUGUCCAGGCUGGGGGACCUUUCUCUGAGAGCUUUGCACACUUGACUUGAACUACAUUUUCUGAUCCCUUUACUUUGUUUUAGAAACACACUGAAAAAUCUCAUUGUUUAAAUUACAAUUUGUAGAUAUUUCAAAGGUCUAGGAGUCAUAACUUUUUGUUUUCUUACGGAAAAUGAUGUUGAUCAGAGAAAUCAACUGUUUUGCUUUUCAUUGCUCGGUGAGAAACGUGAUGAUUCUGUUUUGUUGUUAGGUUAGUUAAACUCAGAGAUUGAAAAGGAAAAGACUCGAUAAACACAGGAUUUUCAGUAAGAGGACAACCCCAGUCUUGUCUUAGAAGCCACUUGCUGAGGAGUCCGGGGGGAAAAAAAAGAGGAUGCGCUUUUAAAGGUAGAACAAACCUUCUUCUGUGUUAAAUCAAAAGGAUGGUCAAAAUCCACCAGGGCAGAUGCUACUUAAGUUUAAAUGGAGCCAUAGAUGAGACCAAGUCCUCUUGGGGCUGAAAAUCGCUUCCUAUCUGCAUGGCUUUACUAACUGGUUUCUGUUUUCCAUUAUCUUUUUCACAGAAAGUCUUGGUCAGUACUUUUCCGGCAUUUAAAUGGAAAUGGUCAGUAUCAGACCACUGCUAGGUUAUGUAGCCAAGAAAUAAAAAACAGAAUUGUAUGC
This is a messenger RNA of Saimiri boliviensis boliviensis (Bolivian squirrel monkey), 3000 nucleotides long. It is a transcript of the gene PHLDA1, whose product is annotated as pleckstrin homology like domain family A member 1. Gene Ontology annotation, biological process: positive regulation of apoptotic process. Gene Ontology annotation, cellular component: nucleus. The record is from RefSeq and is a predicted model, not a curated record. Gene Ontology annotation, molecular function: phosphatidylinositol phosphate binding. Lineage: Eukaryota; Metazoa; Chordata; Mammalia; Primates; Cebidae.